Molecule: messenger RNA, 2838 nt
Organism: Nematocida minor
Lineage: Eukaryota; Fungi; Microsporidia
Product: ubiquitin-activating enzyme E1
Exons: 1
Coding region: 1-2838 (945 amino acids)
Biological process (GO): protein sumoylation
Cellular component (GO): SUMO activating enzyme complex; cytoplasm
Molecular function (GO): SUMO activating enzyme activity
Source: RefSeq, a predicted model, not a curated record
AUGAAACGCGACAAAGUAUUCUCCCCCAAAGUAGAUGAGUCUCUGUACUCCAGACAGCUGUACGUCAUAGGAAGCGAGGCAAUGAAAAGAAUGCUAAAAUCACACGUUCUAAUUUUAGGUCUGAAAAAGUCAGGCAUCGAGGUGGUGAAGAAUCUUGCACUGGCUGGGAUAAGAACUAUCUCCGUAUUCGACCCGUCUCCUCUGUCUCCCGAAGAUCUGAGCACUAUCUACUACUGCUCUGAGUCCGACAUAAACGACAGAAUAGACAAAAGCAUAGAGUACAAACUAAAAGAGCUAAACACACAAGUUACCAUAAAAGUGCUUGAAACAGAGCCAGAGGACAUCACGCCGUACACCGCUGUGAUGGUCAAUGACGCUUCUCUCGACUACCAGCUCAGCAUAAAUGAAAAAUGCAGAAAGCUGGACAUUCCGUUUAUCUCUGUGAGAACAAAAGGCCUUUUUUUCCAGCUUUUCUGCGACUUCGGAGAUUCGUUCAUAAGCACCGAUACAAACGGAGAGGCGCCUUUCAUUGGAACUAUAAAGUCAGUCUCAUCCACGGGAAUAGUUACCGUGCUCGAAGAAGAAAGACACACGCUGGAAGAUAACGAUGAAAUACUGGUAAAAAAAAAGAAGUACACAGUUAAAGACACAAAGGCAUUUACGUUCGCGCUGGAAGGGUACACAGGAGAAGAUCUGGCAGGAGAGUCUUUUGAGCAAAUAAAAAGAAGAACUGUGAUACGGUUCAAGCCGCUAAAAGAGGCCCUGGCCAAUCCGCUGAUUCACUCAGACUUCAAUGGAUCAGAAAUAAUCCACAACUGUUUCGGAAUGUACGACAAAAUAAAAACACUUUCUCUGCAGGAGUCCAUAGAGGAGUACACAAAGAGCCACAAAAUACACACAGAUGACAUGUACAUCGUGCGAGAGUUCUUCAGACAGCCAGAUGCUUCGAUUUGCCCAAUCACAUCGAUUGCUGGCGGAAUGGCAGCGCACGAAGUGCUGAAGGCGUGCAGUGGAAAGUUCACUCCGCUGCAGCAGUUCAUGUACUACCACGCGCUGGAAGCCCUGCCUCCUGCAAUAUACAAAAAAGUAACGGAGAGAAUAGCCACUCAGCAGAGCCGGUAUUCUCCCAUUAUGGAAAUAUUUGGAGAUAGCGCAAAAGCGAUAUUCGAGGCAGGAAUAUUUGUGAUAGGAGCAGGCGCAAUAGGAUGCGAGCAUUUGAAGAACAUUUCUAUGAUGGGCAUGGGAAAAGAGGGGAAAGUGGCGCUGACUGACAUGGAUGCAAUUGAAAGAUCAAACCUGAACAGACAGUUUCUGUUCAGAGAGAACGACAUCUCUCACAUGAAAUCAGUUGUAGCCGCAAGAGAAGCAUCGAUGCUAAACCCAAAUAAUGCGAACAACCCCAUUAUGGCAUACGUUUCCAAAGUGGGAAAAGAAACAGAGUCACUUUUUAACGACGAGUUCUACAGCAAAAUCGACGUAAUACUCAACGCACUGGACAACGUAGAGGCCAGGCUGUACGUUGACAACAGGGCAGUCUACCACAAAGUUCCUGUCAUUGAUUCGGGUACGCUGGGAUCAAAGGGACACACACAAGCAAUCAUUCCAGGAGUAACAGAACACUAUGGAAACACGAAUGACCCCCAGGAGAGAUCCAUCCCGCUGUGCACCAUUCGUAACUUUCCCUAUCUCCCUGUGCACUGUGUGGAGUGGGCCCUGGCUGACUUCAAGAGUCUUUUCUUCGAAAGAAUCAUCGAAGCCAAAAAGUACAUAGCAGAGGCAGCUACAGCAGAGCUGUCAGACGCAAUAGCAACACUCAUCCACGGAAGACCGAAGACAGCAACAGAAGCAAUGAAGUAUGCGGUAGAUCUGUUUAAGGAAAGAUUUACAGCAGGGCCAAAGAGACUCUGCGAGUCGUUCCCUAAGGAUCACAUAACAGAAGAAGGAACGCUCUUCUGGAUUCCUCCAAAGAAAAUGCCUACGCCUGUAGAGCUGUCGUUUGAUGACCCUCUACACACAAAGUAUUUGGAAGCAGCCUACUAUCUCGUGCUGCGAACAUUUGCCAUAGAAGGAAAUAAAAGCUAUGAUGAAGCUGUGAAAGAGUACAGAAGUACGGCAAGCACUGAAACUAGCGCAGUAGAGCCAUCUGAUAAAAACAAGGCACAUGAGAAGCCAUCACUAGCAGGAAUUGACCUGGCGAGUGUUUCUCUCGUGGAGGAAGAGUUUGAAAAAGAUUCAGAAACAAACAGCCACAUCGACUACAUCACAGCAGCAACAAAUAUAAGAUCAAAUGUGUACGGAAUUCAGUCUCUGGAUGCUUUAGAAAUAAAAAGAAUAGCAGGGCGAAUUAUCCCUGCAAUAGCCACAACUACGGCAGUGGUAUCAGGGCUGGCAGUUAUGGAGGGGAUCAAGUACCUGCUGUGGAAAGGCACGGGAAUGACGCAGUACAGGAACACUUUCGUCUCUCUGGCGCUGACCAUGGUGAUGUCCAGCGAGCCAAUUGCCCCGCACAAAGAAACAGUGACGCUGCCAAGCGGAAAAAUAGAAGUAAGCCCGUGGGACAUGCUGGAAAUGAAAGACGAGCAGCUGUCAGAGAUAAUUAGAAAGCUAAACGAGCGGUGGGGAAUGGAAAUUCACACGGUGAUGAGCGACCUGACUGUGUUGUUCUGCUCGUUCUACAACGCGAAAAAGUUCAAAGACAAUUUGCAGAAAAAGCCGUCAGAGAUACUCUAUCCCUCGGGCGUGCCCCAGGGCGUGCAGUCUGCACGCAUUGAUGCAGUGAUAGAAGACGAAGAAGGAAAUGACAUUCCUGUGCCGUUUAUCAAGAUACUGUUUCGGUAG